Molecule: messenger RNA, 1976 nt
Organism: Aspergillus versicolor CBS 583.65
Lineage: Eukaryota; Fungi; Ascomycota; Eurotiomycetes; Eurotiales; Aspergillaceae
Exons: 8
Coding region: 77-1885 (602 amino acids)
Biological process (GO): DNA-templated transcription; regulation of DNA-templated transcription
Molecular function (GO): DNA binding; zinc ion binding; DNA-binding transcription factor activity, RNA polymerase II-specific
Source: RefSeq, a predicted model, not a curated record
UGCUUUUCCGGUCGCGGGACUAAUAGACACCUGGCGUCGAAACAGCCUGUCUCCCUCCCACAUAGCCGCGGCAAAGAUGGCAGACUCGGGCACGAACUAUCGGAAGCGGUUACGGACUUCCCAUGCUUGCGACAUUUGCAGAGUGCGUAAAACACGAUGCGAUGGCAGAAGGCCCUGUGGAUCAUGCCAGGCAUCUGCACAGAGCUGCUGCUAUGGCGUCGAACCGUUCUCGAGAGGGAAGAGUGAUCUAAUACUGGAAGGAGUGGAACAACUGGAGGUUCUUGUGAAUCAGUUGAAUACUAAGAUUGAUUCCGGCCUUUCUGCACUUGCGCUUCUCACGCCCCCUGUGAAUGCCGGCACACCGCGCGCGGCUGGGAAUGGCCCCUGUGGCCAAGUAUCGCCCUCCAGUGGAAGCACAGAGACCAUUGACAAUGCCGUUCUGAGGCUACAUACAUCGACCGCGGAGUCAAUUCUCGACUGGCCGUGUCUCGCGACGUUCAAUUCCUUGCGAGAUGGAUACACGCCCGUCUUCCAGCUCGAGCAAUCGCGCCAGCCAUUCCGGCACAAGAUGCGAAUGUCUUAUCCCAGGCUCCCAGGGGAAGACGUUGCCAGUGUGGUAAACGCGUUUUCUCGCACAAUCAACUUUGCCUUUCCCGUGACUUCUGUGGACCAGAUCGCGCGCUGCUCACUGUCGAUUGCGGAUGCUACUGUCAUGCAAGACGACAAUACGGAUGCCUGUCUGAGUCUGCUACUGGUCGCGUUAGGGUGUGCAAGCCAAACCGCCUCGCGCCUGCUUAAGCCCGACUUCACCGUAGAGGAUCAAGUCUGGUGUGCUUCGCGUCGCACGUUGGGUGAUCACUUCUUUGACUUGGCGAUGAUGAGGCUGCCGUCCGCCCAUACAGAUACAACGGGCACAGCAGUUCACUGUCUCUUCUUUGUCGGAUUGUACUUUUGUUAUCUCCGUCGACCUCUUCAAGCCUGGGAGUACAUCAAUGCUGCCUCCGCCAAAUGCCUCCUGCUCCUGAACUUUUCGCACUCUGCAUUGUCAAACGAGGGACUUGAUCAUUUAAGGCGUAUAUUCUGGGCCUGUUAUAUUAUUGAAAGUGACUACAUUGCAGAGCUGUCGGCCCUGCCAACUUCGGGCAUCGCAUCGGUCGAAUCCCAGGUACCUCUUCCCGGUAGAUAUUCUACACAUGAAAGCCCGGAUGAGCAGGAACAAUCGUCGCUGUAUUUCCUGGCUUGUAUAUCGAUCCGCAGGCUUCUCAACCGCGUCCAUCAACUGUUGUAUGACAGCGUAAAUGGCGUUGCCAACCACCCUGACCGAUUUCCCCAGGUCGUGGCCGAGCUGGACCAGCAGCUCAAUGGCUGGCGGGAGGUUCUGCCGGAAUCAGUAUCGUUCACCCUGGAUGACUCGAACGUCCGCGAUGGUAGUAUAACCGAAGCUGCAGGUUUCCUGCGUCUGAGAUACUUGGGUUGCCGCAGCGUUAUAUAUCGGCCGUAUCUGGCGUCAGUGCUUAGUGAGGAGGGUGUCGAUUCGGCCACGGGCCAGAUCAGCAGUAUCGUUUGGGAAGGGAGUAAGAAUUGCAUAGAGUCUCUGUCCUUGCUGGUGCAGUCGUUGGAUAGUUUCUCGCACCAGGUCCUCAUUGAUACCUGGCAGUCUUCGUUAUCGUUUGCCUGUUCCAUGCUGAUCCUUCUGGCUGCGGCUAACAAUUCGCAUCUGCGGCCGCUUAUUGACGACGGAGUUCUAGCGGCUGGGAAGCGUCUUGUCGCAUUAUAUCAACAGUGGGAGAGUGCUAUGGGAGGUCCGAAUUCGCCGAGCGUGGAGCAGAGCGUGCGCCUGAUGGGUCAUGUCGACGUGUAUAUCAAUCAUAUUUCUAGUUCUUAGCUUUAAAUCGAUGUUACUCCCAGCGGAGACAAAAAGGAUGAAAUGAGUGACUUCAGCCCAUGGCAGGAACAUGUCCAAGUCCAAAUUGUGG